GAACAGAAGAAACCAAGCUAUCCUAAAUCUGAAUGGUUUAGCCAAACAUGGAAACAUUGGAGUCAGAAUUAACCUGUCCAAUUUGCCUGGAAUUGUUUGAGGACCCGCUUCUACUUCCUUGCGCCCAUAGCUUGUGCUUUAGCUGUGCCCACCGCAUACUGGUUUCUGGAAAUUCCUCGGGGGACUUGGUAGAACCCGUCACCGCCUUCCAGUGCCCAACCUGCCGAUAUGUCAUAUCGCUUAACCACCGUGGCUUGGAAGGGUUGAAGCGCAACGUCACACUACAGAACAUCAUCGACCGCUUUCACAAGGCCUCCCUCAGCGUGCCGAGCUCCCCCUGCGAAGACCACAGAGACAAGAUCUACAAAAGCGUUCCCAUCAUGGCCACCGAAAGGAUUCCAUGCCAGUUCUGUGAGGUGGAACCCCCUAGGGAUGCCGUGAAGACGUGUAUAACCUGCGAGGUGUCCUACUGUGACCGUUGCCUGCGUGCAACCCACCCAAACAAGAAACCUUUUACUAGUCAUCGUCUGGUGGCACCCAUUCCGGAUGCUCAUUUUCGUGGGCUGGUUUGUCUAGAACAUGAAAACGAGAAGGUGAACAUGUACUGCGCAGUGGAUGAUCAGCUUAUUUGUGCCUUAUGCAAAUUGGUUGGUAGGCACAGGGAACAUCAGGUGGCCUCUCUGAGUGACCGGUUUGACAAGCUCAAGCAAACGUUGGAGUCAAACCUCACCAGCUUGGUCAAGUACAGCAGCGAACUCGAAACGCAGAUGGGAAAGCUCAUCCAGAUCUGCCAGCAGGUAGAGGUCAACACAAGCAUGCAUGAAGCCAAGCUCAACGAGGAAUGUGACGAACUCGUGGACAUUAUUCAGAGAAGGAAGCAGAUGAUUUCCGUCAAAAUCAAGGAGACGAAAGUGACAAAGCUGAGGAAACUCGCGCAGCAAAUUGCUAACUGCCGGCAGAGACUGGAGCGAUCUACAGUGUUAAUCAAUCAAGCCGACCAUCUCCUGAAGGAGAACGACCACGCCAGGUUUCUGCAGGCAGCAAAAACCGUAGUAGACAGGGUUUCCAUGGCAACCGCAUCCUCUCAAGUUCUUCUCCCCGAUGUCAAUUUAAAUGAUGCCUUUGAAAACUUUGCCCUGGAUUUUUCCAGAGAGAAGAAGUUGUUGGAAGGGCUGGACUACGUAACCGCUCCAAACCCUCCCACCAUUCGAGAGGAACUCUGCACCGCGUCUCACGACACCAUCACGGUGCACUGGAUGUCCGAUGACGAGUUCAGCGUCGGUUCCUACGAGCUGCAGUACACCAUCUACACUGGGCAAGCCAACUUCAUCAGUCUUUAUAGCUCCAUGGACAGCUGGAUGAUCGUGCCCAACAUCAAGCAGAACCAUUACACUGUGCAUGGGCUUCAGAGUGGAACUCGUUACAUCUUUUUAGUCAAAGCAAUCAACCAGGCUGGGAGCAGACACAGUGAUCCCGCAAGACUCAAGACUAACAGUCAACCAUUCAAACUGGAUCCAAAAUUUGCUCACAAGAAGCUAAAGAUAUCAAACGACGGAAUGCAGAUGGAAAAAGAAGAGAGUUCCCUGAAGAAGAGCCACACGCCUGAGCGCUUCAGUGGGACGGGCUGCUACGGGGCAACGGGGAAUGUCUUCAUUGACAGCGGAUGUCAUUACUGGGAAGUGGCCGUUGGAAAUUCUACUUGGUACGCAGUAGGAAUCGCUUACAAGUCCGCACCAAAGAAUGAAUGGAUUGGGAAGAACACCUCAUCCUGGGUAUUCACCCGAUGUAAUAACAAUUUCCUCGUCAGACACAACAACAAGGAACUUCUACAAGAUGUCCACCCCCAGCUGAAACGGUUGGGUGUCCUUCUAGACUAUGACAAUAACACCUUAUCCUUCUACGAUCCUGCUAACUCCCAGCACCUGCACACCUAUGAAAUCCCAUUCAUACUGCCCGUAUGUCCUACCUUUACCAUAUGGAGCAAGUCUUUAUUGCUCCUCUCAGGGCUCCCCGCUCCGGAUUUCAUGGACACGUUUCUUCCUCAUCAACUACAAGAGUGUAUCUGCAGACCUCAAGAAUCGCCGUACGUAUCUGGGCUCAAAGCGUGCCAGUGAACACUACUGCUGUCUUGUGUUAUAUACUUUUAAUAGGGAAUAG
Molecule: messenger RNA, 2157 nt
Organism: Nanorana parkeri
Lineage: Eukaryota; Metazoa; Chordata; Amphibia; Anura; Dicroglossidae
Gene: MID2
Product: midline 2
Exons: 9
Coding region: 48-2114 (688 amino acids)
Molecular function (GO): protein binding; zinc ion binding
Source: RefSeq, a predicted model, not a curated record